AUGGAGUGUCUGGAAGUGCACACUGGACGGCGUUCAGACAGAUUGGCGCAGAACAGCAGCGAGUCGAACCACACACGACCGCGCCAGGUUGACCUGGUCAGUCCGACUGAGGGGGUCAAGGAUUAUCAGCAGGACUUCAAUGGGCAAUCUCAAGACAUGUGGGGCAGAGUCCUCCCUGGCGUGCUGCGGCGACUGCUCUUGUUUCAAGAGUUGUCGACGCAAGGCUGA
This is a messenger RNA of Penicillium riverlandense, 228 nucleotides long. RefSeq lists its product as uncharacterized. The coding region runs from base 1 to 228 and encodes 75 amino acids. NCBI's taxonomy places the organism in Eukaryota, Fungi, Ascomycota, Eurotiomycetes, Eurotiales, Aspergillaceae. The transcript has 2 exons. The record is from RefSeq and is a predicted model, not a curated record.